This is a messenger RNA of Cylicocyclus nassatus, 516 nucleotides long. The record is from the annotation of a GenBank genome assembly. NCBI's taxonomy places the organism in Eukaryota, Metazoa, Nematoda, Chromadorea, Rhabditida, Strongylidae.
UGGAGUUUGUCGAGUUUAGACCAUUACUUAUAAUAUGGCAAUGAAAGGUGUAAAUGCAGAAUGCGAGUACUAGUCUUCUUGUACCUUCUCCCAUUAUGCUACUCGUGGCCUAGACUCGUGGGGUGGGUACAAUCAGCUGGGGCAUCAGUGACACUUCGUUGUAACGGUAAACCGUUCCAUGAUGCGACAGUAUGGUUGCGAGACGCGGAGCCUGGAACACCUGAUAAUGACGAUACGAUAGGUGGACCCGUCGCACCGGACAAAUUUGGAAAAGCUAAAGUUGAAGGCAGUGCUAGGGAGAUAAGCCAAAUCGAACCAUACCUCGAAAUCGAGCAUAUGUGCCUUGGGAUGCCAUGGCGUUUCUGCCUGGACCUGCCAUCAGAGUUUCUAAACUAUGGCCCUAAAGCAAAGAAAUACUGGCAUAUCAAAGUGGAGCUCUCCGAUUUUGAUUGGAUGUUCAAAAAAAGAUGCCGACUUGACAUAUACCCAUAUCCAAUUCCUUCAAGAUGAUUUGUG